GAGUGCAGGGUGUGGCAAUACUAGCGGAUCCGGUUUGGCAUCUCAUUUGAGCAGGAUGGUGAAUGAAAACAUACAAGACCAAAAAACAGGUUGCAUCUCAGAACUAAGAAAAAAAACACCAGCACCACAGUGCUUGUUGUUAUGGAAUGUACUUGGCAGAGGAACUUAUCAUUCGUCAUUACUGUAUCUCUUCUCAUUACCUGCCUGCUGGUGUCAGUCAUUAUAUAUCUUCUGCCCCAUUGCCAGUGUGUUUCUGGAAAGAAUUCGACACAGGCCUGCGACUCCGGGGAACGCGGCUGCAAUACAAAACCCAUUGUAUUGACUGAUGUGGUCGUUUUCGAGACAAUGGCAUCCCAUACAAACUUCAGUCAGGCUUGGAGCAAUGCGGAAGAAAAAGCUCGGAGGCCAGCGCACGCAUAUGUUGAGAAACGACAUGCUGUGGCCAUAUACAUGUAUACAAAGUCUAUGCUGAAGCAUUCCAACAAUAAAGUACACACUGUGUAUGUAAGUGGACAACAAACACGCAAAGAUGAGACCAUUCAUAUGGUUCAAAGCUUUUUUUGUGAACCCAUUCAGGUUUUAAAACACAGUCAGCCAACAUGUCUCAAAACCAUCUUCCGAACACAAAUGCAUCGACAGGUUGACGUUUCAAACAAGCAAGUCUGGUUUUGUUCCUUUACUUGAGCUUCUGACUAAAGGAGUCUUGAAAGGAGCUGCACCGGUUUUAAAGUGAAUACUUGUUUUGGUGCCGACAUAACCCAUCACUCAGCGUUGGAAACAAAUCAUCAGGUGCUUAUUCCUCCAUAUGAAGUCUUCAAAGUGUUUUGUGUUCACAUUGAUGUCACAGAGGACUGCAACCUCAACUGCAUAUAUGACGUAAAUAGGAAGCUGUUACAUCCGAUAUGUGCAUCAUCGGCGGAAGGAUUGUGAUGCAUUGUCAUUGUCACUUUUGUGAGUUUCUUAUGUCCAACCAGUAACCCGCUAUCAUGCUUGACGUCAUAAAAACACCAUGAUCUAAAAUAAAUUUCAUUUCCCAAAACAAUUUUG
This is a messenger RNA of Hippocampus zosterae (dwarf seahorse), 1047 nucleotides long. RefSeq names its product ecto-ADP-ribosyltransferase 5-like. NCBI's taxonomy places the organism in Eukaryota, Metazoa, Chordata, Actinopteri, Syngnathiformes, Syngnathidae. Gene Ontology annotation, molecular function: NAD+ poly-ADP-ribosyltransferase activity; NAD+-protein-arginine ADP-ribosyltransferase activity. The transcript is spliced from 3 exons. The record is from RefSeq and is a predicted model, not a curated record.